Messenger RNA from Aquila chrysaetos chrysaetos, 2122 nucleotides. Its product is annotated as complement C1q and tumor necrosis factor-related protein 9A-like. Gene Ontology annotation, molecular function: protein binding. The transcript is spliced from 4 exons. The record is from RefSeq and is a predicted model, not a curated record. The coding region runs from base 413 to 1465 and encodes 350 amino acids. NCBI's taxonomy places the organism in Eukaryota, Metazoa, Chordata, Aves, Accipitriformes, Accipitridae.
CACAAUAAUGGUAUCAGACAUGCCUUCCAUCCUACAAACAAACCAAGCUGUCAAACGCUAACAUUUGUGUAAUGUAUUUGUAUAAUGGAACAUGCAAAUCAAAGCCUUAUUAAUCCAUUUUAACAAUUUUAUUUCACGUAACAGUGGUAAAAGCCAAAGUACAAAGUGCUUCAGCUUAAUAUUGGAAUAAAUAGGAAGAUUCCAGUUUAAACCUCUGUUUUAAUUAUUGAACAGCUCUCAAAAUUAAAUCACUGACCUUUGAGAAUUUAGUGACCAAACAAGUGCUUGUCCUCAAGGCACAUAUUUGGAGUGUGCAUUCCUUUACAGGAAGCUUUUAUACUCUGGUUAAGGAUGCCCAAGAACACUGCAAGUACACAGUGAAUGAGCCAAAAUCAUAUAACCUAUCUAAAGAAUGAAAAGCUGGAUUAUACUGCUGGCUAUUGUAGUCAGCACAGCAAAACCACAAAACCAGGACAUCUGUACCCAAGGGUAUCCUGGCAUCCCUGGCAAUCCUGGGCACAAUGGCAUACCUGGUCGUGAUGGACGUGACGGUUCAAAAGGCGACAAGGGAGAUACAGGUGAAGCAGGACUUCCUGGCAGUCCAGGAAAAGAUGGUGCAAAUGGAGAGAAAGGCGAACGAGGGGCCAAUGGGACUGUUGAAGAGAAGGGGAACAAAGGAGAUAAAGGAGAAAGAGGACGACCUGGGAAACUGGGACCAAAAGGAAUUAUAGGGUCAGUGGGUUACAAAGGUCAGAAGGGAGAGCUGGGACUGCAAGGACACAAGGGGUUAAAAGGAGACAUUGGGCCCAUAGGUCCAAAAGGGACAAAGGGUGAAAUUGGCCAUCCUGGAAGAGUUGGUUUCCCAGGGCCAAUUGGCCUGACAGGUAAUCCAGGUCCUAAAGGUAAUACUGGAGAUCUGGGGCCACAGGGUAAUCCAGGAGUUCAGGGGGAAAGAGGCUUGAAAGGAGACAGAGGAGAUAAGGGGAACGUAGGUGCCCCAGCAGUCCUGCCAAAGAGUGCUUUCAGUGUCGGCCUUACAAUCGCCACCAAAUUUCCCCCCCCGAAUCGCCCAAUCAAGUUUGACAAGGUGCUGUAUAAUAGUCUAAAUGACUACAACUCAGUUACUGGCAAAUUCACCUGCAAAUACCCUGGUGUUUACUACUUCACCUACCACAUCACUGUCUACUCAAGGAACGUCCGAGUAGCUCUAGUUAAAAAUGGCAUCAAGAUGCUGCACACGGUGGACAGAUACCAGAGUGGAGAGGACCAGGCCUCGGGAGCCGCCAUCCUUGAGCUACAGGGAGGAGAUGAGGUGUGGCUGCAGGCUCACCAAGGAGAGACCUUCAACGGGCUGUUUGCAGAUGCGGAUGAUGAUACGACCUUCUCUGGGUUCCUCCUGUUCAGCACCUCUGACCCGCUGGAGCCGCUGCCAUCGCCCGACACGUUAACUCCACGUUAUCCAUGAAUGCUGUAUGUCCGUGUCCUUCAGCCCUCUCUAAUAAAGUGGUUAUCUGCUGGGCAAUUUCUACUGGAUUCAAUAGAAAACAGAAAUCAUCCAGGGAGGUACGCCGAGGGCUGAAAGGGAGAUGUAGGACUGCAGGGCAGGUUGGGACCAGCUAGGCAUCUCCCUAAAAGUUGAGUAAUUUUUUUUUUUUUUUUUUUACUGAAGUCAUCACAGUGGGAAGGUGUAGGAUCACACUACUUGUAUGUAUCUGUAGGAAACCAGGCCUCAUUAUGCACACAACUGCUCAUUGCACAACUUACUGCGCUGAAGUUUUCAUUACCAGCUGCUAAAACAGAGCUCAAGGUUUCAGAGCCAUACUCAGAAGAGUUUGAAUUGAAUGCUGCCUUGUCCCAGUCGCAAGGUACUGGGUAUAUAUUUAUUAAGCUGUCCUAAUCUACUGUUGUCAGCUUUGUUUUUUAAAACUCAAAAUGAAAAAAAUUCCUAAUACGCAUAAACAGUUUUCACGGCUGCAGUUGCAGGACAGUUGGUUUCAGGAAUGGCUUCUGCACAAGAGAGGACAACUUUUAAGAAUCUAUAGUGCUGGCCUUGACACAUUACUGGUUUGGUGACUUACUGUAGCUAUACAGGGGUGCAUACACCAGUUCUGAAGGACAAUUG